Messenger RNA from Cyprinus carpio (common carp), 2315 nucleotides. RefSeq lists its product as uncharacterized. Gene Ontology annotation, molecular function: L-serine ammonia-lyase activity; threonine deaminase activity. Gene Ontology annotation, biological process: L-serine catabolic process; L-threonine catabolic process. The record is from RefSeq and is a predicted model, not a curated record. NCBI's taxonomy places the organism in Eukaryota, Metazoa, Chordata, Actinopteri, Cypriniformes, Cyprinidae.
UGGAAGGGCCGGAGAGACUCCAGCGUGUGAUUAUGGCUAAUCCCUGCUUAAAUAACCCUGAGCAGUAAGCUAAUGUUGUGGAGGACGCCUGAGAAAGAGGACAAUACUGCUGGAUAGAGAGAGCAUCUGCUGAGCUUCGUAUUUCAUGUCAGUUUGAGUCCAGGAUGAAUUUUGCAGCGCAGUUUUUAGCUAACUUUGUGAACGACGGCUUGCAGGCACAGGAGACACGGAGGAGCUUUAAUGACAGCGAGGAAUAUGAUCCCUUCUGGCAGAGGUGGGAACCCGUAGCGUGUAGAUCUGAAACCCUUAGAGAGUCGUCCCAGUGUCCUCCAGUGAGACGUGAUGUGACUGGUGUGGAGUUUCACCAGCAUGUAGCGGCUCCUCUGUGUUCUCCUUCCCAUCCUGUGGUUCCUCCAUUCACUGAUUCACCCUCACCUUCCCGUAAAACCCUUGAGACGCCCAAACCUGGACCAGAACUCACACGGAGACACCAGGCUUCAUCUCCAUCACACAUGGACAAACCCUCAGCAGAUCCCGCUCCCAGAAAACCUAGCAGGUCUCAAACUGGAGCUGCAAAGAGGGUUGAUGCUCCUCAACCCGAUCAAAGCUCCCGGGCCUUCUCCUGUAGAACCAGCAGAACCGUCCUCAUCCAUAGCUCUCCCUCCGUUCCCACAGCUCACAGAGAACGCUACUUUCCUGUCGCUCUUCCAGGCUUUAGUCUAUAUCCUCCUCAGACUCUUCCUCACCUUCAUCCUCCUCUUCCUGCCACGUGCGGAGCAGCGCAGAGGAUCCUCCAAACCUGACUGCUCCUUCCACAGCGGCCCGUGUGCUAAAGACGGACACAUCGGGAACGGACGCCUGGGUCGCCGCUCCACGCUCAUCUGCCCAGAACGCCUGAAGGACUUCGGAGCUGAGGAGUAUCUCAAUGGAGAUGUGAAGGUGUUCGAGACCAGCGUUUCAGAACCGCCGGAGGUCCAGUUAAUGUCCACACCCAAACCAGCCGUGAAGAAGAGCAGCGAGAGCAAGACAGCAGCCACAGCUCCUCCUGAACAUCUGCGCUUCGAGGACAUCAGCGCCGCUGCCUUCAAACUACAGCAGGCCGGGAUUCAGAAAACACCCUGCACGUACUCCAGACUGUCCAAGCAGUACGGCAUGGAGAUCUUCCUGAAGAAGGAGAUUCUGCAUUACACGGGUUCAGUGAAGGAGAGAGGAGCGCUGUACCUGCUGUCUUCUCUCAAACAGGAUCACCAGAGGAAGGGUGUGAUCGUGGCCACGGACUCCAGCUUCUCGAUGGCGGUGGCGUUUCACGCGGUGGAGCUGAGGAUCCCGGUGUUCGUCAUCAUGCCGGCGUGCAGCUCUCCUCCGCGCCUGCGCAUGUACAGAGACUACGGCGCUAUGGUUAUUUCCUACGGCAGCACGGCCCGGGACUCCAUCAGCCACGCCAGACACCUGGCCCGAGAGAACGGAUACCUGUGUCUGGAGGAGGACGACAGCGCCGUGUAUCUGGCAGGUCUGGGAACAGUGGGUCUGGAGAUCUACGAGCAGGUGCCCAAGCUGGACGCGGUCAUCGUUCCUGCAGGUGGACACUGUGGGCUCCUGGUGGGAACCGCAGCUGCCAUCAAACACCUGAACCCUUGCAUCUCCGUCAUAGGUGUUGAACCGGAGGAGUUUCCUCUUCUGCUGCAGUCGCUCAAAACAGACGCUCCCAUUAAAGACCUCUACUGCAACCCCAACAAGAAACUCUACAGAGAUCUGAUGGAUCACUCUCUGGGCACACACGCCUUCCAGCUGGCCAAGAAAACCGUGGACAAAGUCAUCUCUGUCAGGGAGGCGGACGCUCUGGUGGCCAUGCUGCGCUUUCAGGAGUACGAGCGCUCGACCGUGGACACAGAAGGAGCCGUGGGUUUGGCUGCUAUCUUAGCUGGACAACUGCCAGAGCUUAGAGGCAAAAGGGUGGCUGUGGUGGUGAGCAGCGCAAACAUGGAGCUGGACCUGGUUCUGCAGUGUGUGGAGCGAGCUCUGGUUCUGGACGACAGAGUCAGUCGCUUCACGGUGCAGCUGACCGACCGGCCCGGAGACAUGGCCAAACUCCUGGACCUGCUGGCCCGAGAGGACGUCCGGUUGCUGGAUGUUUGUCACAGACGGUACAGUGAUAAAACCGAGCUCUUCAAAGCACAGGUGGAGUGUGUCGUAGAAAUGAGGGAUAAAAGUCAGAACUCACAGCUGCGCCGGACGCUCUCAGACCGAUACCCAUCACUGCACUGGCUGGAGCGGUGAUCACACACACACACACACACACACACACACACAACACA